Chiloscyllium plagiosum (whitespotted bambooshark) is the source of this 2026-nucleotide messenger RNA. RefSeq names its product fumarylacetoacetate hydrolase domain containing 2A (gene fahd2a). NCBI's taxonomy places the organism in Eukaryota, Metazoa, Chordata, Chondrichthyes, Orectolobiformes, Hemiscylliidae. The record is from RefSeq and is a predicted model, not a curated record. Gene Ontology annotation, molecular function: catalytic activity.
GAAAAAAAAAACGCCAAGAGCAGUUCUCGUGAGCGAGAGACAGAAAUCUGAAAUUUGCGGUGUUGACAGAAAAUAAUAUGUUGUAAAGUCAGAGCUGCUGCUGGUGUAAAUUGAUUUUGACAAAUAUGAAGUUUUAUAAUGCAGGCUCUUGUUCAAGCAACUCCAUUUCUUCAUUUGGUCCAACUUAGAGCUGGCACUAUUUGCUCACAAGGCAGUUACUGUUUCCAAGUGAGGCAGCUUUCUGCAUCGAAGAGUGCAAGAAUGAGGCUCAUCCAGUUCCUGACUGUUGGUGAUCAGAAUGGAGUCAGAUUGGGAGUCGAGAAGGAUGGAGGAAACAUUAUUGAUUUGAAUUCAUUUGACAGUUCCCUACCUAGAACCAUGAAGGAGUUUCUAGAAAUAGGAGACACAGCUCUGGAAACUGCGAGAAGAGCUGUGGAUUGUGGGAAAAACACCAGAUGUCGCUCAGAAAUAACACUUCUAUCACCAAUAACAAACCCAGACAAAGUGGUGUGUGUUGGAAUGAACUACAUGGAUCACUGCCUGGAGCAGAAUGUAGCAGUCCCAAAGGAGCCGGUUAUAUUUAGCAAGUUUGGUAGUUCGAUAGUUGGGCCUUACAGCGACAUCAUUCACCCAGAAGAGAGCAAUGAAGUGGAUUGGGAAGUGGAGCUGGCAUUUGUUAUUGGCAAGAAAGGAAAACAUAUCAAGAAGGAGGAAGCAAUGGACCAUGUUGCUGGAUUCACAGUCGCUCAUGAUGUCAGUGCACGUGACUGGCAGAUGAAACGGAAUGGCAAGCAGUGGCUCCUGGGUAAAACAUUUGACACAUUCUGUCCAUUAGGACCAGCCAUAGUCACCAGAGAUGCUCUCUCAGAUCCCCACAACCUUGGGAUUCGCUGCCGGGUUAACAAAGAAAUUAUGCAGAAUAGCAACACCAAUCAGCUAAUAUUUAAAACAGAGGAACUUAUCGUUUGGGUGUCACAGUUUGUAACCUUGAAUCCAGGAGACGUUUUCCUCACUGGAACACCGUCUGGAGUUGGAGUAUUUAGAAAACCACCCGUGUUUCUCAAACGUGGAGACACUGUGGAAUGUGAAAUUGAUGAAAUAGGAACCUUGAGGAACUCUAUCAUUUAGGUUUACAGAGUGCUUUCAAACAAGGCUGAUUUACCGGCAAUAUGGAGCCUCUUUUCAUGAACAGAAACCUGGGCAUGGACAAAGUAGAGUUACAGUGCUUGAGGUAGACAUCCUGUCCAAAGAAGCAAACUUCAUUUGUAUACUGAUGACAGAAGUGCACUUCAAUUGGAAAUAAAACAUUCAGGUCAUGGCAUUUCAAGAUUCGUGAGAUAUGGUAAAUAAAUGCAGCCUUAUGGACACAAAGCAGUUUAGCUAUGCUGCAAUAUACAUGGAGGUUCCCAUAUACAUGAGGUCCUCACUUAAAAUUACCUAGUUUAUGUAAAACUCCACAAAGGUUUGUCUCUCAUCACCAAGACACCCUUCAUUUAAUGUGCAAAUCACAUGACACUGACCCAGCUCCCUCAUUGAGAGUUUAUAUUGUGUUGCUUCCACAGUGGAAACUUAUUCAGGACUGUAAUCUUGUUAAGCAGCACAAGAUUCAUUUCAACAUUAUUUACACGAAAAAACUGGCACUAUUUUGGUACUCUCUGUCCCAGUUUCUGAUUCAAAGUCACUCCCUUGGUCUAGGCUGCUAUCAUCUUGCCAGUUCCUGCUGGCCAAUCCAGGGUCCAUGCCUGCAGUAGAACUGAUCCUCUUGACUAACUGCAAGGCUUGACCCAAAAUCCCCCCAAAAAAAAACAAGUUAAAAUCAGAGAUACCACUGACAACACAUUCAAUUUUUUUUUGUUUCAGCACACAUUUAUCAAGUUUUCAAAAUUUUCCCAGUUAUUUUAAUUGUAUGUUACAAACACUUCUAAUUUCGAAUGGGUCUGCGCAUGCAUUAAGAUGCAUUCCAUCGUCUUGUUCCAAUUUUAACCGGCUUUCAUUGUACACAAUUAAAUAUUUUCAAUUGAUAAAA